GAUUGUUGUAUUUGCCAGUCUUCUUUCUGGACGGAAAAAAAAGUACCCUUCUGCUUUUCCUGUCUGGUUUUUGUCCCUUCUUUUCCAAAGAAAUCAAAAACUGAGAUACUCACUAAGAUACAAAACCCGCAAAACCAUUUCAAAUUUGAAACACAGAAAUAUCAGAAAAAAGAAGAAGAAGAAGUUCCCAUUUUCUUCUGUACAAGAUUUUGGGGCAUGAAGAUUCUGUUUAUAGUGUGUCUUUCUAUUUGGUUUUUCAGUUCUACUUUGUUUUCAGCUCCUCUUGAUGUGAGGCCUGCUCCUCCUGUUGCUGAUCCUGUUCUUCCUACUGAAAAAGAUCCCUUUUUUGUGAAUUCUUCAACUGGGGUUACUCAUUCUCCAGAAGUUUCAGGGGCAAAAGUAGUGCAUCACCAGGACUUGAACAAAAAAAUUCUGAUUGCACUUGUUGUAGCAUCUUCUCUUCUUGGGGUAAUUUUGCUGUUCCUGGCAUGCUUUUCGAUCUACAGAUGGAAAAGAUUGAAGAAAUACCGCGAAAAAACCAAUCUGAGUCCAGUGGAUGCUGCAAAAGGGAUCUCAUUAGGUCCAAUUUUGGAUAAGUUCACUUCUUUGAGAAUUGGAAGCAAAAAAGGUUCAAUUGGUGAUAUCGAGUACUCAUUGUUGGUAGCUGCUACAAAUAAUUUCCAUGAAGAUAAUAUUCUAGGUGAAGGUGGUUCAGGACACGUUUAUAAAGCCCACUUCGACAACGAUUUGCACGCAGCCGUUAAAAGACUAUCUGCUGGUGGACAGGUAGCUGAAAGAGAAUUUGAGAAUGAGAUAGAAUGGUUGAGUAAGAUUCUGCAUCAAAAUGUUGUUUCGCUUUUGGGGUACUGUAUUCAUGGCGAGGGGCACUACCUUGUCUAUGAACUGAUGCACAAUGGCUCUCUGGAAUUCCAGUUACAUGGACCUUCUCGUAGAAAAUCAUUAACUUGGCAUAUCCGGAUGAAAAUUGCGUUGGAUAUCGCUAGAGGAUUAGAGUUCCUUCAUGAGCGUUGCAACCCUCCCGUGAUCCAUAGAGAUCUUAAAUCGUCCAAUAUUCUUCUGGAUUCAAACUUCAACGCCAAGCUUUCUGAUUUUGGUCUUGCUAUAACGGGUGGAAACUCGAACAAGACAAACAUCAAGCUUUCAGGAACUUUGGGUUAUGUUGCUCCUGAGUACCUCUUAGAUGGUAAGCUUACGGACAAAAGUGAUGUCUAUGCAUUUGGUGUAAUCCUUCUAGAGCUUUUACUCGGAAGAAGGCCUGUGGAGAAAGUGGCUGAAGGACAAUGCCAGUCGAUAGUUACCUGGGCAAUGCCUCAUCUUAUUGACAGGUCAAAGCUUCCGAACAUCGUUGAUCCCAGCAUCAGAAACACGAUGGAUUUGAAGCAUUUAUACCAAGUGGCUGCCAUAGCUGUGCUAUGUGUACAACCUGAACCAAGUUAUCGUCCCCUGAUAACAGAUGUCUUGCACUCCUUCAUCCCCCUUGUACCUCUCGACCUUGGAGGAUCGCUAAGAGUAAUAGAUUCUGCGCUCUCUUCUUGUGCAUAGCUUUCGUAUUCACUGAUCUCAAGGACUGGUUUUUUAUUUUUCUUGAUCUUAGAUUUCAUUGAAAUCCUUUUGUGUGGGAACUUGGAUUGUGGACCCACAUGCUUUGUCGAAAAAUUUUGGUUUUUUGUUCAUAUAGUUGUAAAGUUGAGGAGGUAAAAGAUUAUUAUUUCAUCGUGCAUUCCUAUGAGUUCGACUGAGUUAUGUUUCCACUCACCAUCAGCUCCCUGCGUGCGCUUUAGAUUUGUUAGCCUCUGUUGUAUGUUCCUAACAAUUUUCUGAGAAAUUUUAGCUUUUGUUAGGUGUCUUUUUGAA
Messenger RNA from Olea europaea var. sylvestris, 1875 nucleotides. RefSeq names its product probable receptor-like protein kinase At1g80640. Lineage: Eukaryota; Viridiplantae; Streptophyta; Magnoliopsida; Lamiales; Oleaceae. Gene Ontology annotation, biological process: protein phosphorylation. The transcript has 10 exons. The record is from RefSeq and is a predicted model, not a curated record. The coding region runs from base 217 to 1563 and encodes 448 amino acids. Gene Ontology annotation, molecular function: ATP binding; protein kinase activity.